This is a messenger RNA of Amphimedon queenslandica, 1222 nucleotides long. RefSeq names its product serine/threonine-protein kinase PRP4 homolog. The coding region runs from base 1 to 1059 and encodes 352 amino acids. The transcript has 8 exons. Gene Ontology annotation, molecular function: protein serine/threonine kinase activity; ATP binding. Lineage: Eukaryota; Metazoa; Porifera; Demospongiae; Haplosclerida; Niphatidae. The record is from RefSeq and is a predicted model, not a curated record. Gene Ontology annotation, biological process: peptidyl-serine phosphorylation; peptidyl-threonine phosphorylation.
AUGAGUUUGAAUCUUCUGGAGGAUGUUAAGAAUGAAGUGGAACGGAGUCUGAAGACAGGCAGUCCUCAACAAGUCCUGAGGUCUAAAAAACAGAUAAUGGAGCUAUGUACAUGUACAUGUAUAUCCCUCCAGAGUCCGAGUAAGGCACUGUUAGCUGAUGGUAUCGGAGAGAAUGAUCACUUAACUGAUAACUGGGAUGAUGCUGAAGGAUAUUACAGGGUGCGUAUUGGUGAGCAACUGGACAGACGGUACAUGGUCUAUGGGUACACUGGUCAGGGAGUGUUCAGUAAUGUAGUGAGGGCUAGGGACACCUCAAGAUCAAGUCAAGAAGUAGCCAUUAAGAUAAUCAGGAACAACGAGAUGAUGCACAAGACUGGCAUGGCAGAGUUGGAAAUAUUAAAGAAGUUAAAUGCGACUGAUCCUGAUGACAAGUUCCAUUGCAUUCGAUUAUUCAGUAACUUCUUUCACAAGAAUCACCUCUGCUUGGUAUUUGAAUCCAUGAGUAUGAAUAUUCGUGAGGUGUUAAGGAAGUAUGGUAAGAACAUUGGUCUCCAUAUCAAGGCAGUGAGGUCAUACAGUCAACAGUUGCUGUUAGCAUUGAAGCUGAUGAAGAGAUGCACUAUACUUCAUGCAGACAUCAAACCAGAUAACAUACUGGUGAAUGAGUCCAAGUUGAUGUUAAAGUUGUGUGAUUUUGGAUCAGCAUCAUUCAUACAGGAUAAUGAGAUUACACCUUAUCUUGUGAGCAGGUUCUACAGGGCACCUGAAAUAAGGAAGGGAAUGUUUAGGGAGAAUCAUUUUGAUAGUAGUUUCAACUUCUUGUAUCAUACUGUGGAUAAAGUGACUCAGAAGGAGAAGGUUGUGGUGAUGUCCUCAUUCACUCCUCAGCGUGACCUUCUAGCAGACCUGGUUGGUUCCCAGUCUCCAAGUGAAGCUCACCUAAGGAAGAUUCAUCACUUCAAGGACUUCCUUGAUAAGAUAUUUAUACUUGAUCCAACCAAGAGGCUCAGUAUCAAUCAAGCACUCCAGCAUCCAUUCAUCAUUGAGAAACUAGACUAGUAGUACAUCAAUGUACUGUGUACUGAUAAUGCUAAUAAUAAUAAUAAUAAUGAACUAAUAAUUGUGACUUUUUAAUUUUAGAGUAUUUCCUGGUCUUCUCUCUCUCCUCUCUUCUCUAACGAGGUUGUCUGUCCUUGUCCUAACAGAUAUUAGCUCCUUUUGC